UGUUGUGAAGUGGUGCAGAGAGUUCAACAGCUCUUGCUUUGGUCAACAGAAGAGCAACUAACUACCCAGCAUUGCAGACCAAGAAGGAUCCCUCCCAUAUGUGAACUGGUGGGCGUGUGACAUCACCACACCCCCUGAUGCACUCUUUGCAUGUGACCAAUCAGCAUUUCGUGUUAUCCAGUCACGUGUUUAUCACCCCCCCCCAACCAUUUGGUAACCAUGGCAACGAGCACUGGUCCAGGCAGCAUCUUGCAGUAGGGAGAAGAGGAAGGAAGGAGGAAGAGAUCUCAAGAGGAGGGUGAAAAGGAGGAAAACAGAAAGAGGAUAAAAUCCAACUUGGAAAUAUUUUUAGCGCUAUUCCUCAGAACAAAUGAGAACGCCUGAGGCUGUGGGUUAGAACCUUCCACUGGAGAGAGAAACUGAAAUCAUACAGGGCUGAGGUUGGACCCAGAGACCCCUGUUGGGGUGUGAAGGGCCCUAUCAGCCUUGUGUGUCUGGACCAUGGGGGAUGGAGGCAUCAAUGCAACUGGAAGAGAAGGAGUCAACCUGUCCCAUGUCCUGUUUGACAAAUUUGUCCAGGCAACCACAUGCAAGGGAACACUCAAGGCCUUCCAGGACCUGUGCGAUCUCCUGGAAGUCAAGCCCACAGAGUACAGAGUGUUUUACCACAGACUCAAAUCCAAGCUCAACUACUGGAAGGCCAAAGCACUUUGGGCCAAGUUAGACAAGAAGGCCAGCCAGAAAGAGUAUAAGAAAGGCCGUGCCUGUACCAACUCAAAGUGUCUCAUCAUUGGUGCUGGACCAUGUGGCUUACGAACAGCCAUCGAGCUCGCCUUCCUGGGUGCUAAAGUAGUCCUGUUGGAGAAGAGGGAUGCCUUCUCCAGGAACAAUGUCCUACACCUUUGGCCCUUUACCAUUCAAGACCUCAGGGGCCUUGGGGCCAAGAAGUUCUAUGGAAAAUUCUGCGCCGGUGCAAUUGAUCACAUCAGUAUUCGUCAACUUCAGCUCAUGCUGCUCAAAGUGGCUCUCCUCCUGGGCAUUGAAAUUCAUGUCAACGCAGAGUUCAAAGGGCUUAUUGAACCUCCUGAGGACCAGGAGAGUGAAAGGAUAGGCUGGAGGGCAGAGGUCCACCCCAGGACACACCCGGUCAACGAGUUGGAGUUUGAUGUCAUCAUUGGUGCAGAUGGAAGGAGAAACACGCUGCCAGGGUUUCGACGGAAGGAGUUCCGUGGCAAACUUGCAAUCGCCAUUACGGCAAAUUUCAUCAAUAGGAACACGACAGCGGAGGCUAAGGUUGAAGAAAUCAGCGGAGUGGCCUUCAUCUUCAAUCAGAAGUUUUUUCAAGACCUCAGAGAAGCGACAGGUAUUGAUCUUGAAAACAUUGUCUACUACAAGGAUGACACGCACUACUUUGUGAUGACUGCCAAAAAACAAAGCCUGCUGGAGAAAGGAGUCAUUCUGCAUGACUAUGCGGACACAGAGCUGCUGCUUUCCAGAGCAAAUGUGGAUCAGGUAGCCCUCUUGUCUUACGCCCGUGAGGCGGCCGAUUUCUCAACCAACCACCAGCUUCCCACUCUGGAUUUUGCCAUCAACCACUACGGCCAACCCGAUGUCGCCAUGUUUGACUUUACCUGCAUGUAUGCAUCGGAGAGUGCCGCCAUGGUGCGCCAGCGCCAUGGCCACAAACUACUGGUGGCGUUAGUAGGAGACAGCCUAUUGGAGCCCUUUUGGCCAAUGGGUACUGGCAUUGCCCGAGGUUUCCUGGCAGCGAUGGACUCUGGCUGGAUGGUGAAGAGUUGGGCUCAGGGAAAACAGCCUUUAGAAGUGCUCUCUGAGAGGGAGAGUAUUUAUCGUCUACUGCCCCAGACCACGCCAGAAAAUGUCAGCAAGAACUUCAGUAAAUACAGCGUGGAUCCCACUACACGUUACCCCAAUAUUAGCCUUAACUUCCUCAAACCUAGCCAGGUAAGGCACCUCAUAGACACAGGAGAGUCGGCAGAGAUGCGCAUAGAAAGAGAGAAUGUGAUCAACUCAUCAACACCAAAGUUGGCCAGGAAUGACAAUUGUCUGCUUGACAAGCAGUUGCAAGAAUCCAUCGCUCGGUCCAGUAAACUUCUCAAUUGGUGCCAGAGACAAACAGAAGGAUACAAAAAUGUUUGCGUCAAAGACCUCACCAUGUCAUGGAAGAGCGGCCUCGCCUUGUGUGCGCUCAUCCACCGAUACAGGCCAGAUCUCAUUGACUUUGACACUCUGGAUGAGCGAGACCAGGAAAAGAACAACCAGUUGGGUUUUGACGUGGCCGAGCGAGAGUUUGGCAUCUCACCGUGCAUGACUGGCAAGGAGAUGUCGUCUGUGGUGGAGCCUGACAAACUUUCAAUGGUCAUGUACCUCAGUCAGUUCUAUGAGAUGUUUAAGGACACAGUGCCACCUGGAGAUAAACAAAAUCUGAGUCCAGAAGACAAGGCUGCUCUUAUGGCAAGCACCAAAUCGCCUAUCUCCUUCUUCAGUAAACUUGGACAGAGCAUAGCAAUCUCAAGGAAACGUAACCCCAAGGACAAAAAGGAGAAGGAGGUUGACAGUUUGGGGAAGAGGAGAAAAACCAGCCAAUCUGAAGAUGAGGAAGCAUCUAAGGCUAGUCGGGCGGACAGACUGGCUGUUCCUGCACUCCUGUCAGAGAGGAAGACGGACUCUACUGCUGGAGGGAACAACAAUAAAGUCAAGGUUAUGGCUACCCAGCUGCUUGCCAAAUUUGAGGAAAAUGCUCCCCCGCAGGGUUCAGGACUGAAAAGACAGGGGGACUCUUUGCCCAAUCUGGACUGUAUCUUGCACCCAUCACCACCAAAACCCCUCGAGCCAAUCCGCCUAGCACCUGUACCAGCUUGGAGAAAGAGCCGCACACAGCAGCAGGAGCAGCUGAGCAUUCGCUACAAAGAAAAGAUCAAGUGUCAGACGCUGCCCAACAGAGGGGAGCAGGCCAGAAGUGUUGCUGACCAAGCAGCCAGCUCAGGCUCUCGGAGCUGCCCAAAGAAAACCAUUCUCCUUUCUUCCUCCUACUCCACUUCUUCGCUCUCUCUCCACACCGAGCAUUUGGAUGUCACUCCAGAUGAAGAGGAGCUUGAAUACUACGAGAAGCCCGUGAAUUGCGGGGAGUGGAAGCCUUUGCAUCUAAAUGAUCCAGGACCUAUCCAUGUGCCUAGUAUACAGGAGAGGGCUGACCGCCUUUUCUCCAAGUUUAAGGGAAAAAAUGAUAAGCCACCCAAGCCCAAGAAAAAGCCGUCCCGUUUCUUUUUAGAGCAGUGGUACUUGACCCGAGGCAUCACUGAGCACUCAAGCUCGUCGCUCUCCUCUUCUGAAACUUGUAGAAAGAAUCCGGCAAAGUCUUUGUGUUCAGCUGUCCCAAUGCCCUUAUAUGUGCUUAGUAUUCAGGAAAGGGCCGAGCAACUUGCUUCUCAGUUGGAGGGCAAGUCAACUGGACCCAAGAAAAAACCCUCAGGUUUUUUCAUGGAACAGUGGCACCUGGCCCGAACCCAAAGUGCCUCUGAUUCUUCUCUUUCUUCUGACGCCUUGAGACAGCACUAUGUAAGGAUGUACACAGGGGGAGUUAGCUCAUUGGCUGGGCAGUUAGCCAAUCAGCUUCAGUCGCAGGAUGAGCCCAAACGAUUACCUGAGAAAAGAGAUUUGGGCUCCCUCAGAAAAGAAUUCCCCGUCAAUAUCGGAGGCAGCGAUGUUUGUUUUUUCUGCCGGAAACGAGUGUACGUGAUGGAAAGGCUGAGCGCAGAAGGGAAAUUCUUUCAUCGCAGCUGCUUCAAGUGCGACUACUGUGGGACCACACUCAGACUGUCUUCCUAUGCCUUCGAUGUGGAGGACGGUAAAUUUUACUGCAAGCCACACUACUGUUAUCGUCUGUCUGGCUCUGCUCAAAGAAAGAGACCCGCACCUUCUCCCACCCCAGCUCCAAGCACAUCUAAGGAGAACCAGGAGCCCACAACUCCUGCGACAAUGGUAGAUACCCCCGGAAGGGCGACGGCAGUGGCAGGACCCUCAGCCGAUAGCCGGCCCUCAGUACCGGAAGCCAAUGGCCUGCAGGAGCCAAGCCUCGCAAAGCGGCUUCGUGGAACACCCGAGCGAAUUGAGCUGGAGAACUACCGACUGUCCUUGCAAAGGGAGGAUGAGUUGGAGGAGGUGCCAGAGGAGACACUGGCAGAGCAUAAUCUCAGCAGUGUGCUGGAUAAACCCACGGACAUCGACCUGGGCUCCAGUAGCUCAGAUUCAGACAUGGAUGAUGAUGAUGAACAAGAUGACCAGGAGGAGGAAGAGGUGGAAGUCGAGUUGGAGGAGAAGCAGCAACUUCACAGCCCCUCAGACCUUGGAGGCGUCCCUUGGAAGGAGGCAGUACUGCUCCACACCCAACUUAGAGGUGGUGAUGUAGAGGAUGAGGCUCUCGCUGAACAAGAUGAGGACGAUGAAGAGUCAAGCGAAGAGGGGGAUUACUGCCCCUGGGACAGGGAGCUCCAGUCAGGCCUUUGGCUGGAGUGCCUCACAGAUGAAGAUGAUGUUUGUACUUUUAAAGCCAAGAACCUACAAAUUCAACAAAUCCUGCAGCCUUUGGAUCCUCUUGCAAUUCCGGAUGUGGGGGGAACACACAAAGACUCUGAAACUGAUGGAUGUGGCCAACUGGCCUCAGCCUCCCGGCCCGUUGAGCUCACACAGCGUUCCUUUCCAGCCCCUGCCCACACGUCUGCCCGGCACGAAGCAGUGCGAGUCUGGUUGGAUUCAAUGUCUGGAGAACCUUGUGAGGAUGACGAUCUGGAAGCAGAAGCAGAUAGCCCAGAUAUGGAACCUGGUACUGAAAUAGACCAAGAUGACAUCCCCUCCGAUGCUGAAGCUGAGGCACGUUUGCACCCGCCAUUGCACAGGGAAACUAUUCCAGAGGAAGACAAAACAUAUGAAACUGUGGGAUUGGCAGCAAAUAUUGGACAAUCUAGCACUGAACCCAUGUUAAAGGGAGAUGAUGCCGUUCUAUCACCAGUCUUACCUGCAAGAGAGCCUGAAAGACAGGUGCAGUCUCCAGACACCUGCUUUUUCCCAGAACAGCUACUUUUUGAGGAACCGAAAGUUGAAAAGAUAACACCAUCACCAUCUUCCAACAGCCCUUCGCCUGUCUUUAACCCUUCCCCCGUUGCCUCUCCAGCUGCUGCUUCCGUGAAAUCUCCCAUCUCGCCUCUCACCAAGUUACCAUCCAACCCCGGUGCCAGCUCUCCGGUUAAUCCAUCUGUCGAGCCUCUUGUCCAAUCCCCCGUAAAGUCACAGGAAGCCUCUCCAAUCCGUUCCCAGCCUGCUUCACUACCAGAAACAUGCCCACCUAAGUCUCCGGUGUACCCUCACAGAUCGAUUUGCCCUCUCACCGGCAACCCACUCUCCCCAAUAUGUGCGCAACCUUUGCCCUGCCAUGAACCUUCAUCACCUGUGGCCUCUAAAUCUCCAGUCAGAACACAGCCAAUUUCAAACGUCACUUCAACACCAUUGGCCAGAAGUGACAGAGCCACACCAGAUUCUGACAAUUCCUCAGCAGAUGAAUCUUUGUCUAAAAAGACUGAUAUUAUUGAGGAAUUUUGGUUAAAGAGUGCUGAGAUCCGAAAGAGUCUUGGUCUUACUCCUAUAGACCGCAGUAGUAAAGUCAUGGAGAAGAGUGUUGUUUCGAGUCCAACACAAGACUCCACUCCUGCGAAGAAACAGGCUCUGGAUGUGUUUGAGGACCAAACGCCUGCGUUGCCUGGACGCACUGUAAUUCGCAGACUCAACAUCACUCUUGAAGGUCAAGUCAUUACACCCAUUGCCCCUGUGGAGGGUAGAAGUAAUGUUACUGACACAAAAGAAUUUAGCAGCAGCUCAGGUCUGGGCCUCAAUGGUAGUUUGGCAACAAGCCAAACGGCAAACAGCGACAGCUACAUUACCUCCGACUCCAUCAUGCUCACCCCGCCCUCCAGUCCACCCCCACCUGUGCCUAUUAAUCAAUCCCCUGCGGUACUCAGGCAACAAAAACACCAAGUCCCUUGGAGAAACGGGACAGUAAAACCUCCAUGCGAGCUUGCCAAAGAACCACCAGCCAUAAACACUCCUGUUCCUGCACAGAGGACCCAACCGAGUCCUGUAUCUGCACCCAAACCUGCACCCAGGAAAUUGGCAUCGCCAUCAGUAGAUCUUGCAGAAACAUCCGCAGUUAUCAUGAGGGAGAAGAAGAAACCUCGGUCAGAGGAGAUGAGAAAGUCCUUUGUGGAGACGGUGGAAGAAAUUCCGUUUGCUGACGAUGUGGAGGAAAAUUUUGAUGAGCGAACGCCUGAGACGAGCAUGAAUAAGUUUUAUACUCCACCUACCAGCAAGGUCAAAGUAGACAGGCCUCCAUUUCACCUGGCUCUUGCAAUGGAAAAUGGCAAACCCAUUAUUCCUGUCAGCCCGGUCUCUAAAACGCAGCGGUCCACUCAGUUCUCUCCAGAGGCCAAAGAAAUAGCUGAGGAGAGGAUAAGGGCAAGAGAAAAGUCCAUUAAAAGUCAGGCUCUUAAAGAAGCAAUGGCUAAGCAACUAAAUAAAAUGAAAGAGUCCAACAUAGAAGAGGGGGCCUCCCCUAAAGUGGCCUGGAGUGUCACCCCGGAGCUGUCAGGGAAAAGUAACAAGUCUUCAGUAUCUCCCACGACGUCCGCCGUAAAAGCGCUGGAAUCGAAGAAAGUAGAGACUCUACCCGAGCGUCUCUUCAGCAGCAACAGGAGUUUGGACAGCUCCGUGGCGUCCUCCGACAGCUCAUCCACGUGUAAGAGCAAGAAACGAAGUUCUCUCUUCUCACCCCGCAAAAACAAAAAGGAGAAAAAGGCAAAGAAUGACGCAAGCCGGCUUUCGGGCGCAGAAGAGACACCACCCAAACACAAGUCUUUGUGGAAGACUGUCUUCUCAGGGUACAAAAAGGACAAAAAGAAGAAAGAUGACAAGUCGUGUCCCAGUACACCGUCGUCCGGCUCUACCAAUCAGGAUUCUGGGAAGAAGAGAGCAUCCCCUGUUGGAAAGUCGGCAGAUGGAAAGUCACGUAGAAACUUGAGCUUUUCUGAGGAUUCAGACCUGUCAUGUGAUGACGUUCUGGAGAGAUCGUCCCAGAAGUCAAAGGCAGAUCGACACACGGACAUCUUUGACCUAGUAUCAGGCAUGCACAAGGAGGCAAUGAAGGAGGAGAGAAUGGACAAGGCGAUAAAGAGGGAGUUAAAAGAAAGAAAAAAGGGGAAAGAGAGGCUCAAAGAAAGAGACCGGGGAAAAGCGGUUGUUGGCAAAAAGGAGAAAGACGAUGAGUCUGUUUAUGUCCCUCAUGCACUGGCGUUCAAGAGAUCAUAUGCCUCAAAGAAAACCUACACGGAAGAGGAGCUCAAUGCCAAGUUGACACGUAGAGUCCAGAAAGCUGCUCGACGACAAGCUAAGCAGGAAGAACUCAAGAGGUUACACCGGGCCCAGAUUAUCCAGAGGCAACUCGAGCAGGUGGAGGAGAAGCAGAGGCAGCUAGAGGAGAGAGGCGUGGCUGUGGAAAAGGCAUUGCGAGGAGAAGCAGGAAUGUACAAAGGUACUUAUACAUUACCCAAACAGCACAAAAGAAGAUCAGACUAUUGGGGAGAUUCUAAUUACAGUGAAAUCCUGGACUUACAUCUGGGCGUCCCUCGCUCCCUUUCCCCUUGUCCUGUGGAAGUUGAGCCCUUUGUGGCGAUGCACCGUCGGAGAACUCUCCCCUUCUGCCUCUGCUGUUCCCCUGAAGGCAUGGGAAAGAAGGACGAUCCCAAACUAAUGCAAGAAUGGUUCAAGCUGGUGCAGGAGAAGAAUGCCCUAGUCCGCUAUGAAUCCGAACUCAUGAUAUUUGCCAGAGAAUUGGAGCUCGAGGACCGCCAGAGUCGAUUGCAGCAGGAACUAAGGGAGCGAAUGGCUGUGGAAGACCACCUGAAGACUGAGAAGGAACUUGCACAGGAGAAGCAGAUCUUAAAUGAGAUGCUCGAUGUUGUGGAGCAGCGCGAUGCCCUGGUGGCACUCCUGGAGGAGCAGAGGCUUCGAGAGAAAGAGGAAGACAAGGACCUGGAGGGUGUGAUGCUCUCAAAAGGCUUCAACCUUAAUUGGGUUUAACAAGAGUGAACUAAUUGCGCCAACAGGUCUGCAGUUGAAAUGACCUGGAGCGUCUCAGACUUCUUUGAUCAGCAUAGCGCGGCGAACAUAAAAAAAGGCAAUUCGUCGGAAUCUGUCACACCUACAGCAAUGAAUGUGUACAGAUUCCCAGCAAACAUACACUCGCACACAGUAGCCUGCGGUGUUUACACACCCUCAGCCCACAGGCAGUUCUAGUUAAUCACUUUUCAGGUUUGGACUUUCAUCGCGGGUAGAAAGACGGUACUUUAGCAAUUCAUCAUUGCAGCCUUGAAAUACUGGCUCUUUUGGAGCAUGUUCAAAGACUUGUUGGGUCGGCAAUGAUCUAAAGGGAAUAAUGCAGUCUGGUCCUGCUGAUGUAAAGGAAACUUAAAGAAAUGUGUUUUGUAAAUAAGUUGUGUAGAUGCAGUAACAUUUUACAGCAGAUCAAGAUCCUCCGCCAAAAAGGAAGGCUUCUGAAAUUGCCUUCCUCCACAUUGACUUCUUCCUGAUGAACCACAAAGAGAAAAUAAUGUUUCUUUCGUUUUAGCAUAGUUUUUUGUGGGGCCACACUAAGAGUCCAUCAAACACAGUAUUUUAAUGUAUUUAUGAUAUUUUAUCAAACAUCACUUUGCACUCACACUGGUGUCACAAUUAUUGAGCGGCCGUAUACAUGUGCCCAUCCGCACGCCGACACCAGGCAGGAAGCCUCCAGUGACCGUGACAAACAAUGAGAGACCCCCCCCCAUCAGCACAUGACAAGCUAGGAAGGAAUGUACUGGCAAUUUUGGUCAACCGUGAGCCUAAGGCCAGUGUGCCUUUGAGGCUCCAGGACUCCCCCUCAGCCCUUCACGAAUAGACCCUCAGAAAACUUAGAGGGAGGGAAACUAAUGGCUACAAUAUCAUGUUCCUGGCAAACAGGGCUGCCGUUGGAAAAGUAGCCUAAUUAGUGAACACUGCAUCCAUAACAAAUACUUUUUAUUUUGUCCCUGACUGCAAGGACACAGAAUACACACGUAAGCACAUUUGAUAGAAGAGUGUAAUGGUUCACCAUGCUUAUAUUGACCUUUUCCCUUGUGUCUGCUUUUUAUUAUCCCUGAAAUUUGUUUCUGACCAUUCUACCCAAUCUGGAGAGGGAGUGGGCAGUCGGGACCGGAGGAAAACUCACAGAAGCAAGGAGAGUACAUGCAAACUCUAAAGCCCCAAAGUCGGUUGUUAAAUCAACAGGGCUCCAUGGUGUUUGGCCCUGGUCCGCCACAUCUGUAGAGGUUUAUUGUAAUUCUGAAGCUCCUCAGACGACUGAUCUCUUUUAUUUUUGUGAUUUUUAAUAUUGAAGGACCCCGUGGAGUCUGUAUACCAUGGGAUAAAAAUGUGGAUGGCAUUACAGGGUAGUAAGAUAUUACUAUUUGCAACUGUUUUCCUUAGUUCACGUGAUUAUACAUGGUUGUAUGACAUUUUAUUGAUUCAGUGGUCUUCGUGAUUCGCUUGCAAGGUCUUCCAAAAACGGAAUUUCAAUUUAAUGAAAUUCUAUUUUAAAACAAAAUAUAGUGUGUCUUGACUUACAAAUAUUUUGACUCGGAAUCGAUUGUGUCUGCAAGUUGAGGACUUACCUGUAUUUACAUCUAGAUGUGUUAAACAACUUAGGACAGAGCACCUUUUGUUUAAAUCCACACACAUUUCAAGUGGGCAAAGGUAUUAUUAAAUUAACUAAUAGUAAAUAACACGAUGGAAUGCUGGGUAGCAUGUCCAUCUCACAGUUCAGAAGUGCAGCCUAUGUGGAGUUUGCAUGUACAUGGGUUUCCCUCUGGGUGCUCCGGUUUCCUCCCACAUCCCAAAGACAGGCAUGGUAGGCCGAGUGACCACUCCAAAUUGUUCGUUAGUCUGGAUGUGAGUGGUUGGUUGGGUGUACCCUGCGAUUGGCUGAUGACCAGUUCAGGGUGUCCCAAAGACUGCCAGGAUAGACUCCAGCAUGCCCAUGACCCUUGUGAGAAUAAAGCAGUUCAGAAAAUGGAUGGAUGAAUUUGUAUUAUUUAAUAUUUGAUGGCAUAACCCUUACUUGCAAUAACUGCAUCAAGUGGGCAACCCAUUCAUUUCACCAGACUGUUUUCUUCUCAAAAUGCUUUUGUUUCUUCAGGAGGGGUAAUACAUGGUCCAUUGGGCUAAGUUUCUGGUGAUUGACUUUCGGUCAGUCUAAGACCUUCAAAUUCUCCCCUGAUGAAGUACAUUGUUGUGUUGGCAUUGUGUCUUGCGUCAUUAUCUUAUUGCAUGAUAAAGCUUCUCCCGAUUAGAUUAAUUUCUCUGUAAAUUUACCCACAAAAUGGUUUUGUAGACUUUACACAUCACAUAUGUAUACAGUACACAUAUAUACACAAACUCUAGUUACAGCACACUGCUUUUCUCGUAGUCCAAACUGAGACUGAAUGAUUAUUAAUGGUCCAGGGUCCACUCACUCAGCUGGGAUAGGAUCUAAUUUCUCAGAGACCUUGAAAAAGCUAGGAACUGUAUACAAAAUGAAUGAAAGGAUGAUUUCAGGGAAGUUACGGCCUUUGUACAUUCACUCAUAUGUCCCAAAUAAAAUAUAAAGUGAAAACACGAGCGUUUCACGUGAUCAACAGUGAUGGACCCACCUCUUGAUAGGAAAUUCACUAUAUCACACUGAUAGCUAAUGUUUACAAAUAUACACGUCUUGUUUUUUUUGUCUCCUACGGUGACAAAUGAGGAGAUUCAGCAAGUGGCAGUGUUCAUACAGUACAACAGAUGCCUUGUUCUGUUUUUAUUCUAUCCUUUCACAAGGGUUAAUGUUUCAGUGGACAUUUUUUAAGGGUCUGUAAAACAAAAUAUUUAAUUUGAGGUUCUGGAGCAAUGCAUAUGCUGUGAAUAUUUUGCAUCUAAUUGAAAAUUUGAAAUAUCCCUGACAGUCAUUGUUUUACAGCACAUAGAGGACACAUUAUAUAGUAUAUGUGCAAUGAGUUGGCAUAAAGUUACACGAGCCUUUGGUGUGUAGAUUGUGAGUGUGAUGUGUGACAUGAUUGUACUGAUAUUUAUUAAUGUGUGAAAACUGUAUUAUAUGUAAAGAAUAAUUUUUAAACUGUUCUGUUGGCGCACGACUUAUGUAAAUGCUUUGUGUAGCUGCUUAUGGGUGUUGGAUGUAUGCUGCAAACAGCAAUAAAACAAUGCAGUUGUCUUUCUAA
This is a messenger RNA of Syngnathus acus (greater pipefish), 11333 nucleotides long. RefSeq names its product microtubule associated monooxygenase, calponin and LIM domain containing 3a (gene mical3a). NCBI's taxonomy places the organism in Eukaryota, Metazoa, Chordata, Actinopteri, Syngnathiformes, Syngnathidae. The transcript is spliced from 50 exons. The record is from RefSeq and is a predicted model, not a curated record. Gene Ontology annotation, molecular function: FAD binding; protein binding. Bases 502 to 8145 code for a protein of 2547 amino acids.